Messenger RNA from Amphimedon queenslandica, 8489 nucleotides. RefSeq names its product leucine-rich repeat serine/threonine-protein kinase 2-like. Gene Ontology annotation, biological process: protein phosphorylation. The transcript is spliced from 58 exons. The record is from RefSeq and is a predicted model, not a curated record. Bases 30 to 8408 code for a protein of 2792 amino acids. NCBI's taxonomy places the organism in Eukaryota, Metazoa, Porifera, Demospongiae, Haplosclerida, Niphatidae. Gene Ontology annotation, molecular function: GTP binding; protein binding; protein kinase activity.
AUUAACUUUUGAUAACUAGAUAGUACAAGAUGUCUGCUGGAGCAGGUCGAAGGAGACACUCCAUGGAGGCCUCCGCCUUCUCCCGACCAGCUUUGUUCCGUCCCCACUUCUCUUCGACCAGUAACCUCAAUGCUAGUGUUGCUAGCUCUCGGGGCAUGCAGCCGCUAAAGGAACAAGACGAGGUCCUGGCGUCGCCUGCGGAAUUCAUUAAUGCCAUGAAGACCUCUAAAGCUGAAGAAAUGCUCGUUUAUGCUUGUGGGAAGCUAGCACAGGCUCUGGACGAUGAUAAUCCAGAAUUAGCUGAUGUUAAAGAAGAAGAGGUAAUCCGUGUCACUUACCAAAUGAUGAUCAACCACCCGUUGAAUUCAAACUUACUACAAUUAGCCUGUGAAGUAUUUCUCCGUUGCAACAGUAAGGCAGCUUACAGAGGCAUUGUGGAGGAGUAUGCAGUAUUCAGACCCGUACUCUCGGCAAUUAAGAAUCACAAGAAUGAGACGCAAUCUGAUUGGUCAAUUGCAACUCUCUAUUGUAAAGAGUUAAGUCAGUCUCAGGCUUAUUUAGACAUAGCAGGUGUCCUUAGGAACAAUCUCUCUGACGUUUAUAUUGUGACUGGCAGCACAGCUGCUCUCUCUUAUGUUCUCAGGGAUCAUAUGUUCGCUCAUAUAAAUCUCCUUCAGUUAAAUUUCCACUCCAUCUUGUUUGAUGUAUUGAAACUUCACUCCAGCAAUCCUGAGAUUGUUUGUAAUGUUUUUCUUGUCUUUAGACUAAUAUCAACAGAAGACCGCUGCAAACAGGUUCUUCUUGAGUCCAGUCUAUUUCAGUUGUCACUGGAGUACCUUCAGUCCUACCAAGAGGACGUUCCUGUUGUUACCAGCCUCUGUAGCGUCAUUGAGUCACUGGCCUCUACUGAAUCGACAGAUUUUAUGGAGCUAGCAGCAUCAGUUCCUCUUAGUUCUUUGGUCUAUUCCUCACUCCAGCUCCAUUAUAAAGAGUCAGUCCAGCUCUGUGCUUAUGGGUUCUCGCUCUUUAGCUACCUCUCCUCUCGUCUGCCCCUUAUUACCAACCACCUCAGACUAGAGGACCUCCUUCGGUUUAUGUCGAGUGUCUUUGAGGUUCAUGGGUCCGAUACAGAGUUCCAAGAGGCUUUCUGUAGGUGUCUCGGGGGCCUCUUUGAAGCCAGUCCACAGCUGCACAUGUUUGUAGGAGAAGGAGGAGGAGGAGGAGGAGAGGGAGGAGGAGGAGGAGGAGGAGGGAAUGAAGAAUCAUCUCUAAGUACUGCUGGUGAAAUACGUGUUCCUAUUAUCAAUUGGAUCUGGGUUGUGUUGCUCUCCAAUCUCAGUGAUACUCAGCAAUAUAAAGUUUUUGAGUCAGUUUGUUUAGCUGUUUAUUACCUUGGAGUGGAUAGUGAUCGUUUGAGGAAGCUUCUCUUAGAUAAAGGAGGUGCUUCUGCCAUUUUUGAAGGUUUAAGGAGAUUCAAAGGUAUACAGGAACCUAGAUUUGAAAGGUGUUUGCAGUAUGGCUGUAGGGCACUGCUGGCUUUAAUAAUGUCCCCAGGUUCUUCUGGUAUGAAGGACUUCCUUGUUCAAGUUGAAGCCAUAUAUGACCUCAUCGACAUACUCGAUAACCACACAGCUGCUCCUGAUAUUGCUGCUGAGGCCCUUGGAGUGAUGGCUUGUCUCUCGGAUAAUGGUAGAUUCAGAGCAGCUGCUAUUCAACAGAAUGUACACGCUCGUGUGUUGAACCUCAUACAGUACAAACCCACCCACUCUGUGCUGGUUGAAAGUGCCAUUGAACUCCUCAUCAUAUUCGCUCAGUUAGAUGAGAAGGUCCACACUGUUUUUAAUGAGUCUGGCAUCUUUAGAGAGCUAAUCGCCAUAUUGGACAGGAACAUGGGAGAAUCCAUUACCUACAAGUGUCUGAUGUUGAUACACAUACUAGCGGAUGAGGAUCAUCUCAGCACCUACCCUAGGGACUGUAGGAAGAUAGCUUGGUCACUGUGCAGCCUCCUGGCUCCUACACAGCAAUCACCAACACUCACCAUUGAGGCUUUGGUCUGUGCCUGCAGUUUAUGUAAGUCCUGUCCUAACCUAAUGCCCCAGAUAUUAGUUGAAUUUGCUGUUGAUACUAACAUAUUUCGACUCCUCUACAGCAAACCAUUGGAAGACCUUCAGUUUGACAAUACUGACACUGACAACCCUGAACAAUUGAUAUAUGAAUUGGCUAUUGAUGUUGUUCAUAGUCUAAGCUUGAAGGAGGACUGUCGACAGAAGAUGUUAAUCUCAGCAGUGAAGCAUUCUAUGAUUGAGGCUAUUAAACUACUUGUUAGAAUCGGAGCUGACGUCAAUAGCAGUAAUGAUCCUCAUGGAGCAGACUCUGCUAUCUAUCAAGCAGUUUCGAUCAGUUCCACUGACGUAGUGAAGGUUGUCCUUGAAUCAAGACUGACCAACAGGACGCUGUUGAAAGAUGCUUUCGUUCUAGCAAAGAGAAAGAACUUGGACCCAAUCAUUGGACUACUGCUAAAGGCCCUCGGACUAGAUAAGGACAAAAGUAUUCUAAAUAUCGGAGGAAUGGAUCUUCAAGUGAUAAAACCAUCUUGGAUCUACCCGUCUCUUGGUAUAAGGGCCACCGGCCGAUCAAGAGGUCACAGACGAGAGAACAGUUUGGAUUAUGUUCUCUCUGGACUGAUGAGGAGGAGCUCAACAGGUACCUCACCCGAUAAGGACUCCUUAGACAAAAGAGACGCUGUUGAUGGAGGGGGUGUGGCUAAUAAAGAAGGCGUGGCCCCAGCAGCAGGGUACGGGUCUACUCCAGAGAGACCUUCUGAAGCUGAAGAUGCUUAUAAACUAGCCAAGUCUUGGGACGCUAAUAAAUUUGAAGUUUAUUAUACUUCUUCAUCACCACCUUCCUCAACUCCUUCUCGCUACGUUAAGGAGAGACAGCGAAGACUAAUGGCGUCAAGACCUCCCUCUCUGCCAACCGUGGUGUGUUCCCCUGUCCCCGUGGUGAAAGAACCUCCUCUCAGUCCCAAACAAGCUGAUGCACUGGUGUCUUCAGAUUACGAACAAUUUCAAGGUAGUUUUCCUGGAGAAGGCGUGGCUAAAGAGGGUGGGACUGGAGAAGAUGAGGUUGAUGGUGGGGGUGGCAGUGGGCUGGACAGUAGACGGGGCAGUGGGCUGGACAGUAGGCGGGGCAGUGGACAGGACAGUAGGCGGGGCAGUGUUGCUAGCAGAGAUGAUGAGUCUUGUAGGCGUGUCCCUCAGCGGAGACACACCUUCAUCUCAAAGACUACAACAGGUGCUAGUUACCUCCCCUUUAACACGCUAGACCUCCUCCAGCAACAGGGACCUGCCAAUCUACCUCAUUCCAGUGGAGCCUGUAACAAAAUGGCUGCCGAAGGAGACACUUUUAGUCCCGUCUACGUUAGGAAGACAGUUUUUAAAAACCAGCUGAGUAAGAGACAGUCAACUCCGCCCACUCUACUAAUAAACUCAUCUCAGUCAAGAUCAUCGUCGCCUUUUCAGUCCAGUGAUGAAGUAGGUGUGGUCGCAUUGGGUGGAACUUCAAAGACUCAGUACAAUACAUUACUGGACUCCAUUACUGCAAUGCCUAAGGACAAGAGGUCAGAGCUAUUAUCAUCUUUAAUUAGUUCAACUGAUGAAGGGGCAGACCAACCUGAUGGGGCAGCUGCCCUCAGUCCCCCCGGGGGACCUUCUGGUUCAUUUUAUAUUAAAAGUAUUGAUGCAUCAGCCAAUCAACUGGAGUCACUGGAUACUCUAGUUAUUGAUCCAAUACCGGCCAAACUGAAGCAGUUGCUCUACGUGGAUAUGAAACAGAAUAAGCUUACUGGACUACCUGAGGCUCUGUUUGAGGAAUUAUCUCAAGUCAAGAAUUUGCAGCUGGGUCAGAAUUGUUUCAUUUCGUUGCCCCUAGAGAUUGGACUCUGUUCCAAUCUUGUUGAGUUGGAUCUAGCCGGGAAUAGCAUAGCGGAGUUCCCUCAAGAAAAAAUUGUUCUAUCACAUUUGAUUAAAUUUAAUUUGAGCAAUAAUAGUUUAACUGUUUUCCCAAUUGGUUUAAAUGGAGACCAGUUCCCAGCAUUGAGAAUACUAAUGUUAAACAGUAAUUCUAUAUCACUGAUUGAGGAUAAAGACCUUAAAUUGAAGAGUCUCCAGGAGCUGCACAUUAGCAGAAACUCAAUCGUAGAACUUCCUUUUGCUUUCUUGGCUGGUUUGAACUCACUCAAAGUCCUUGACGCAUCAAGAAACUGCAUCGAGUUUAUAUCUGGUGAGGCUGCAGAAUACACUUGUUCAUUGCAGGAUUUGAAGAUUGGUCACAAUAAACUGGUAGAGAAAGAACACGAGUUUCAGACCUUCAUCAAAACAGCUCUAGUUAUUCAAUCAGUUGAUGCGACUAGCAAUGGGCUCCUCUCCAUCCCUCCUCCCUACAUGUGGAGAUCAAGAGGUUUGAAACAUUUGAUACUAGGAAGCAACAAGAUAUCAUCACUUGAUUUGAGUGACUGCAAUAAAUUCUGGCCUCAUCUUGAGCGCCUGGUUCUAUCAGAAAACAAACUAAAGGAACUACCAGUUGAUAUUGGAAAGUUAAAAACACUCACUUCUCUUGACAUCAGUCACAAUAAAGACAUCAGGCAUCUUCCCAACGAAAUGGGAAAACUUGAUUUCCUAUUUUACUUAAACUUGCAGGGUCUGAAGAAUUUAGAUAUUGACCAGACCCAGAAUGCUAGAGCCAUCAUACGCUACCUUAAAGCUAAGCUAACUCAGAGUAAACCGUGUCACGUUAUGAAAUUGACAGUCGUUGGAUCAGCUGCUAAAGGAAAGACUACCUUGCUUCACAACAUAAUUAAUGACAAGUCAACAAAAAUUGAAAACACUGCAACACUUGGAGUCCAAAUAAGGAAAUGGACCUACCAGCAGCGUCCUGGUGUUCAGUACUCUAUCAACUGUUGGGAUUUUGCUGGUCAGGAGGAGUUCUACAGUACCCACCAGUGCUUCCUGACGCCAAGAACCAUCUACAUUUUAGCGUACAACAUCAGUAAGGCGGAGUCAGAACUGGAUGGACUGGUCCCUUGGUUAAUGAAUAUUGAGGCCAGAGCUCCUGGUUCACCCGUCAUUGUAGUAGGGACCCACAGGGACAUGAUUGCUGAUGAUCACUUCAAUAGUGUUAGGAAGAACAUGAGACAGAAUAUUAAUGAGAUCAUCACCAAACCAGGAUUCCCGCAUGAUGUCACAUUUGCUGAAGUGAGUUGUGUUGGACAGAAAGCUGGUCUUGAUCAUCUGAGAAAUAAAAUCAAAGAAAAGAUAGACAGUGCAAAGCUAAGAGGACAGAAGAUAAUGGGGGAACUAGUACCAGCUAGCUAUCUGGAACUAUCUAAUAUCCUAGAGGAGGAGUCUCGCCGGCUCAAUAAAGUGAAAAGUAAUUUCCGUGUUAUUCGUCGGAGUCAAUUAGAUGAAUUGAUGAGACGUUCCUCUCUGACCCAAGGCAUGGACAGUAUUGAGUUGGAACAAGCAGUGAAGUUCCUCCACGAGUGUGGGACUCUACUCCAUUACGACGACAUCCAGUCUAAUUUGUCUGACCUCUACUUUCUUGAUCCGCAGUGGCUCUGUUCUGUUAUGGCUAAGAUCAUUACAAUGAAACAUCUGACCAUCAUAUCAAAAGGAAUGCUACGUAAAAAGGAUCUUCCACUGAUACUGAGAGGAUCCCAGUUCCCUCCUGACUUCAGUUCUGAAUACAUUCGUCUCAUGGAAUGGUUUGACGUGGCCUUGCAGUAUUCUAAUGAACUCAUUCUCAUUCCUUCCUACCUACCAAAAGAGAAACCAGAUUCAAUCACUCUACAUCCAUCAGACAAUAAGAUCAUAAGACGAUAUAAAAUGAUAUUCAUUCCCCCUGGGUUCUGGCCACGCCUUAUCAUCCGACUGUUAUCAUUUCCUAAAAAAGCAAUCAAGUUACCCGAGGCAGUCACAAUCUCCCACUGGUAUAGUGGACUCUAUUGCUUCUGGUCUCUCCAUGCGUACUUCAUGAUUGAGCAGCUGGAAUCAAGUAAAAAUGAAUUUGAUAUAACAGUACCUAAUACUACCCUGGGGAUAAGGUUGCUGUGUUCUGUCGUUGAUAACGUUGAGACUCUCAUUGACGAAUGGUUUCCUGGUCUACGGAGCAUUAGCAUCACCUCAGGGGAUGCACUGGUCAGCCCGUCUGCCCUCUGUCCCUUGUGUCCAGCAUUUUCUAUACAUGCUUUCCCAAUGAGAGAACUGCAGUUGAUCUCACUGAAGCAAGACGAGAUUAUGUGUCCAAUACAUAAAGACACUGUGCCACUGGAAUUACUGUCCCCGGACAUAUUGAUAUCAGAUCUUGAUCCUCAGUAUCAUGUAUCAAGAGACAGUAUUGUAAUGGAUGAGGGAAAUCCAGCCACAGUGCUAGGGAAGGGUGGGUUUGGAGAAGUGUUUAAAGCUCUUUAUAAUGAGAAGUCCGUAGCCAUUAAAGUCUUCUCACCACGUGUUGCUGAGCUCCACAGUACUACACCAAACCAACUCAUCAGACAAGAAGUAUCCAUAUUGAGUCAAAUGGAUCAUCCUAAUAUUAUUGGUCUUGUUGGAGUCUGUUUGAGACCAAAGCCGAUGCUCCUGAUAGAAUAUGCCGAGUUAGGAUCACUCUCUUCAUUUAGUCCAUACAGUACUGUUAGUCCUAGCCUCAAACACAGGAUUGCUAUGCAGGUAGCUAGUGCUUUAGCUUUUCUUCACAAAAACAACAUCAUUUAUCGUGACUUAAAACCCAGUAACAUUCUCAUAUUUUCUCUUAGUCUAAAUUCUCCAGUUAAUGCUAAGCUCUCUGAUUAUGGCAUAUCAACAUUUGCCACAACAACUGGUUUAAAUCAAGAUAUUGGAACAGCAGGAUACAAGGCACCAGAAAUACUCAAAGCAAAAACAUCAAAAAUGCCAUACAACACAAUGGUGGAUAUUUAUUCAUUUGGUAUCGUCUUGUUUCAACUUGUCACUGAUGGUCAUACACCAUUUGAGGAGCUAAUGCCCCACGAGAAGGACAAGGCAGUAGAAGAGGGUCGGCUGAUCAAGGAUCCCAGUUAUUAUGGGGGUGCCCCCUGGCCUGACAUGCAUGAUAUCAUCAGACACUGUCUCCAGUACGUACCUAAUAACAGACCCAGGGCUCAAGAUAUAUUUGAUCGGAUGUGUAUGCCAGACUUCAUGGCGCUGAGACACGUAGUCCCAAUACAUGAAGACUGGGAAGUUCUUGCCUUCACUGUUAGGAACUAUCACCCAAAAGGGAACAAGAAGCAUGGAGUGCGCACUGAGGUCUGGUUGACCAGCUGUGAUGCCGGCCAGCAGUCGAUGUUAUCAGUGAUUAAUCUUACUGAUAAAGCAGCUCAACCUCAGGGCCGUAUGCUUCCCCAGAAUACCCUGGUUUAUUGUAUGCUAAUAGUGGAUCAAGACUGGAUACUAAUGGGGACUAAUACCGGCCAUGUUAUUGUGUCUGAGGGAAAUGGGUCAACUGAAGGAGGAGGAACUGAGAGGAACAGGAAAGAACACAAACUAGCAAAACUGGAGGACUCCGUCCUUUGCUUUUGUUAUGUAAAGAGACGUUAUGAAGGAAAGUCCUAUGUCUUUAUGGGAUUGGCUAAUGGUCACUUGGUUGCCUUUGAUUCACAAUCUAUAAAGACUCCUAACGCUAGUCCUGAGGUUGAUAUUCUUCUCAAUAGAGGCCCCAUCAAAGGAAUGAAGAGACUCCAUGAUCGUUUAUACGUAAUCAGUGAACUGCAAGUGUUUGUCAUCAGCUUAAAAGAAUUAAAGGUCUUGUUUAAAUGGGUCGCUUGUGAAGAUUCUUCUAGAAAGUUCUUAACCUGCAUUGAAGCUAAUGAUAGUUUUGUAUGGACCUCAUAUCACAAUGGACCAUUCAUACAAGCCUGGGAUAUUGAAGAUGGUAGCCACAGUAUGAAUAUUAAUGUGUUCACAUCUCUAGCCAAACAAAAUCCCCAGGGAUCUCUCGCAAUUGAAGGUGGGGUCUAUAAUUCACGAGUGACGGCAAUGUAUCUUUAUAAUUCCGGGAACAAGUCCUUCCUGUGGGUGGGGACAGCCUCUGGUCACAUGAUAGUGUUUGAUACGACUACAGGGAGUCCUCUGGUCAUCACCAAGAGACACAUCAAUCCAAUCCGCAGUAUACAGUCAAUUAAAACUACAACUAAUGAAAGAGCUGUAAACGUGAUAUUAACGUGUGGAAUGGGAUUUCAUGUUAGACCAAUUGUCAAUGGAACAACAGAAACCUCUUCAGACUCUUCUAUAACCAAUAAACUGUUUCGCUGUGGUAUCCUUUUGCUGUGGGAUUGUUCAAUGCCUCAAACUAUUGACAUUAUCAACGGAAUCAGGAGAGACCAGGAGCAAUACAAAUGACAUCACUUAAAAGUGAAUAUUUCUAUAUCUUGGUGUUUUAUUAUGUUUUUUAAUAAUAUUUUAUAAUUAUUUUUAAUAAGA